This is a messenger RNA of Canariomyces notabilis, 970 nucleotides long. RefSeq lists its product as uncharacterized. NCBI's taxonomy places the organism in Eukaryota, Fungi, Ascomycota, Sordariomycetes, Sordariales, Chaetomiaceae. The coding region runs from base 242 to 574 and encodes 110 amino acids. The transcript is spliced from 3 exons. The record is from RefSeq and is a predicted model, not a curated record.
GUUGACCUCCUAUCUCUCACUCCUCACACGACCAUCUUGACGUUCAGAUUCCAUCAACAACAUUUUACAAGUCCAUAUUCUCCUUAUACUGCUGAGAUUUUGCAAGAAAUCAUCCCUUAUACAUCGCAAGUCUCAAGGAGAUACGCCAAUUUUCUAAAGUCUGGUCCGAUCUCAGUCUCAUAUCGCAAACCUGCUCUUCAGCCACCACCCCACCAAACAAGUACCCGAGCUACCAGCAGCCAUGACAGCCAAACCAGCCACCUGCUGCGGCAAGAGCGCCGAGUGCGUCUGCGCCAAACAAGCAACCUGCUCCUGCGGCAAGCAGAGCGCGCUGCACUGCGACUGCGCCCAAGCCGGGACCGAGAACGCGAUUCGUGGCGCCCGCUGCUCCUGCCGCGCCCGUCCCGCGGGCCAGUGCACCUGUGACCGCGCGGCGACCGAGAACCAGCCGCUCAGCGACGGCAGCACCUGCUCGUGCGGGGCCCGACCUGCUGAUGCCUGCACGUGUGAGAAUGCGGUGGAUGGGGGGUAUAAUCCGUCUCGGAAUGAAAUCGACUUCACGACAAGAGCUUGAUGUGUGAGGUCAACGAGGUUUGGCGGGGAUCAAGAAGGAUCGGGGAUUGAACUGGGUCGGAGAGGGAAUGGGAGUGGGCUAUGAAUGGCGUUGGCGUUGAGGAGUUUUAGUGCAGACACUGGAAGUAGACGGGUGAUAACGAGCAUCACAAGCAAACUCGGCGUCGGAGCAAACCGAGACCGCAUUACUCGCAUGAAGAUCUAACUGUUUGGGAUGGUCCACUUGGAGAGGUACCCUGCCGUUGCUUGAGGGGAGAUUACCUGAAAUACUUUCUCUGUCUGAAGGCGGAUCAAUAAGACUUUGCACUCCAAUCUUCUAUAGUGGUUUGAACACAGCCAGCUGCAGGCAGUGACCGCUGUAGGAACUCGACCAGUAUUCCUGGAAUUGGAUCGGCUC